This is a messenger RNA of Sesamum indicum (sesame), 4172 nucleotides long. RefSeq lists its product as uncharacterized. NCBI's taxonomy places the organism in Eukaryota, Viridiplantae, Streptophyta, Magnoliopsida, Lamiales, Pedaliaceae. The record is from RefSeq and is a predicted model, not a curated record. Gene Ontology annotation, biological process: positive regulation of transcription by RNA polymerase II. Gene Ontology annotation, molecular function: chromatin binding; RNA polymerase II transcription regulatory region sequence-specific DNA binding; histone binding. Gene Ontology annotation, cellular component: nucleus.
UUUAACCUUCUCUUUUUCUUCCAUUCUUAGAUCUGUUUUCCCCAUACUACUAUACGUGUAAUUGCGUACGGAAAUGGAAGUUUUACAUGGAUGAAUGAUGAUAUUUUCUAGAUCUGUUGGAGUUUUUUCAGAUGGAGGAUUAGAUUCCAAUUCGAUUUUCGGUUUUUUGGAUUGAAGAGGUGUGUUAGACCGAGUCUAUGCCUUUAAAAUCAGUUCAGAAUUUAGAAUUCGGAGUUUUAGAAGAAUGACUUGGGAAGUUAGUUAUGGAUUGAGCGGACUUUCCUUUAUUGAGUGGUGUCUGUGCAUGGGGGAGGCAGAAGUGAGGGUUAUAGUGCUUUUUGCCACGGAAGUAUGAUGGAAAUCGACCAAUUGAGGAUUGAAUCAAAGCUUGACCAGCAUUGCAUAGGGGCGAAGGGUUCCAAAGCAGAGUCAUGUGAAAAGAAGCCAGCAAAGGAGGCAUGUAAUGAUACUGAAACGAUACCAUGUGCAGCAAUGGAGGCUAUGGACAUGGCAGAUAAUCCUGAGUUGAAAACUUGCACAUCAAUACAGGUGACAAGCAUGGAAUUGGAUAGCAUUGAAUUAAACUGUUCGGCUGAUGCUCAGACAAAAGAAGUCCCAAAUGAAACAGAGCUACAGUCUCCACCGAAAAGCCAUGCAAAGGAUGUUGUAGACGUUACUGAAUCAAAAUCUUGCUCUGAAAUCCAAUUGAAAGAAGUUGCUGAGUCAGUACCCGCCAUGGGAACUUGUGAAAAGGAAAUCUUGAGUAGUGCAGAGUUAGAACCUUUGGCCAAAAACCAUACAAAUGAAGGAUUGGAAGGGCAUUUCACGACAAAUUUGGUGAAGGAAGCACCGGGUGAUGUAAAAGUAGAACUGAAGGAUGUAAUAAAUGAUAAUGAAAUGGAACCCUGCACUGAGAAUCAUGCGGUGGAACUUUUUGCCAAUGGCGCCCUGGAGCUAUAUUCUAGUAUCAAUGACAUGAAAGCAGCCGCCAAUGAUUUUGGUUUGGAGCCUUGUCCUAAAAAUGAAGUGAAAGAGCCCUCCAAUGAUGAUAUACACUCUGAAGUUUCAAAUCCAAACCUGUCCCCGAAGCAUGUGACCUCAAGUUUGACAAUUAGCAGCCAACCGGUUGAUGUGCUUGGCAGUGAUCAUGGUGGUUGUGGAGAGAUUACAUCUGCUUGUUCUCCGAAUGCAUUUGCUGAUGUGAGUUUCUGUGAGGAAGAGCACAGUAAGUGCAAACUGGAAUCAGUUAGCAAGGCUUGUGUGGUGCUUGAGAUUCCAAAGCAUGUUAGGCCCACUGGUAUUAGGAAGAUCACAUUUAAGUUCAGUAAACGGAAGGAGGAUCACAAUGGUGACCCAUCUGUUGCUAUUGAGCCCCUGCCCAACGAAGAAUUUCAUGAGCACUGUUAUGAUAACCAGUUUUCUGUCCCAGCUUCUGAACAUUUAACUAAUGUUGACAUUCAAAGUCAUGACUGGAAUGCUUUGGAGAAUACAGAAAUCAAUUUAAGCAUGGACGGGAGAGAAUUUCAUGACAGACGAAGUCCUUCCUUGUGUGUGCCUAAUAGGGAACUGAAAAUGUCUAAGAAAAUUAUUCCAGAUAAUUAUCCUACAAAUGUUAAAAAGCUUUUGUCGACUGGAAUUUUGGAAGGAGCCAGAGUUAAGUAUAUUUCAAUAUCAGGCGAGAAAGAGAUUCCAGGAAUCAUCAAGGGUUGUGGCUACUUGUGUGGUUGUUGCAUCUGCAACUUCUCUAGAGUGGUUAGUGCGUAUGAGUUUGAACUCCAUGCUGGUACCAAGACCAGGCAUCCAAAUAAUCAUAUAUAUUUGGAGAAUGGGAAGCCAAUUUAUAGCAUAAUCCAAGAACUGAGGAGUGUUCCUCUUAGUUCACUGGAUGGUGUGAUAAGAGCCAUGGCAGGUUCUUCUGUCAAUGAGGAAUACUUCCAAGUCUGGAAAGCAAAACUCCAGCAUGGUGAUGAUGUAGCCCAUUCAGAUAGUGUAUACCAAAGCAAGCAUAUUGGCAUGUAUCACUCCAACAGCUACCCCAGUUAUCGUACUGAAGACAGUCCCUAUCCUUCUUCAUGUCAUUAUGCUCACAUAACUCCGUUCAAUCAACAAAGAUACAUAGAGGCGCCAGCAGAGCGGAAGCGUCUGAUCAAGAAGCCGAGGCAUAAUUCUUCUGGCUCAUUUUGGGAACAUAAGAAAGCAACUGAAGGUGGCAACAAAAAGAGGGACAAUGAUCUGCAUAAAUUACUUUUCAUGCCAAAUGGACUGCCUGAUGGGACCAGUUUGGCUUAUUAUUCCAAAGGAAAGAGGAUUCUUGGGGGUUACAAGCAGGGAAAUGGUAUAGUCUGUAGUUGUUGUAACACGGAGAUUAGUCCUUCCCAGUUUGAAGCUCAUGCCGGAUGGGCAGCAAAACGUCAACCCUAUCGUCAUAUAUAUGCAUCCAGUGGCUUGACACUUCAUGAUAUAGCUUUGAUGUUGGCAAAUGGCCAAAAUCUUGCCUCCAGUGGCAGUGACGAUAUGUGUGCUGUAUGUGGUGAUGGAGGUGAACUGAUUAUAUGCAAUGGAUGCCCUCGAGCUUUUCAUGCAGCUUGUUUAGGUUUACAGUGUCCCCCUGCUGAUGAUUGGCACUGUUCAUACUGCCGAGACAAAUUUGGUCCUGGUAGAAAAAUAUCUGGGGAGUCAAGACCUAUUAUCAUUAGGCUUAAAAGGGUUGUCAAAGCACCAGAAUUCGAGCCUGGUGGUUGUGUUAUCUGCAGGUCACAGGACUUCAGUGCUGCUAAGUUUGAUGACCGGACAGUGAUAAUCUGUGAUCAAUGUGAGAAGGAAUAUCAUGUUGGUUGUCUUCGUGAAUCUGGGUUGUGUGAUCUGAAAGAACUUCCUGAAGAUAAAUGGUUCUGUUGUGAUGAUUGCUAUAAGAUUUUUGAAACGCUUCAGAAUUUGGCUUCUGGUGGACCUGAGAUCAUUCCAGCUUCAGUGUCAGCUACAGUAUAUAAGAAGCACACAAUGAUAGGUUUAAAUAAUGGGUCUCACAAUGAGAUCCAAUGGUGCAUUUUAAGUGGGAAAAGUCGCUUCCCUGACCAUCUGUUGCUACUUUCUCGGGCUGCUGCAAUCUUUCGUGAGUGCUUUGAUCCUAUUGUUGCCAGGUCUGGUCGCGAUCUGAUCCCAGUUAUGGUGUAUGGAAGGAACAUAUCUGGACAAGAAUUUAGUGGAAUGUAUUGUGUGGUCUUAAUUGUAAAGUCUGUUGUUGUAUCAGCUGCUCUUCUCAGAAUAUUUGGACGAGAGGUUGCUGAACUUCCUUUAGUGGCUACUAAUAGAGAAAAUCAAGGAAAAGGUUAUUUUCAAGCACUGUUUUCCUGCAUUCAGAGGCUUCUGUCGUCCAUGAGUGUGAGACAUCUGGUGCUCCCUGCUGCGGAGGAAGCUGAACCUAUGUGGACGAAUAAGCUAGGCUUCAGGAAGACAAGCAAUGAGCAAAUGCUCAAGUACACGAGGGACUAUCAGCUAACAAUUUUUAAGGGGACAUCCUUGUUGGAGAAGGAGGUACAACAGUAGAAGAUUCAUAUGAAAGACUUCAGGCACUGAAAAACCGGCAAAUAGCCUCGACAGUCGGUUUGAUGCCCCCUUGAUUGCACCGGACAGAGUCACUUUCCGCAAGGACAUCCAAUGUUGGAGGUCAUAGGUGGGGCAGGCAGCUGACCAUCUCAUCGUUUGAUCAUUUAAAAGCAUUCAAUGGCCAGUUGGCAUGUCAUGGGAAACCAGGGCCAGUGUGUUGAUUACUAACGGAGGAGCCAGACCGUGGAGGUCAGUUCUGCCAGAGACAUUGUGUGGGCUUCAGAGGAUAGCAUUGUGGUCCAUCUUUUCAAGAAUUUUGUUAGGCAAAGGGCAUAGGCUGGAACGUUUGUUUUCCAUUAUGUUUGUAUAGACACGCUACUACCGUUUGGUCUAUGGCCUUAGCGAUUUGAGUUUUUGCUGAUGUAUAGACUAGUGAAGAUGUCUCGAAAUUCUCCAGGCAUGCUGUGCUUUUAAUUUGCAUGCAUGACGAGCUUUCUCAUCCUGUUUUCACUUUGAUAGGAACUGGAAAAUAUUUUGAUCUUUGUAAUUUGAAAAGUACAUGGCAUUUAUGCCGGACCUAUAUAGUUUCCCUAACGCAGGUUAUAAUGAAACAUGUGCAGUGGUUU